Messenger RNA from Myzus persicae (green peach aphid), 2037 nucleotides. RefSeq lists its product as uncharacterized. Bases 702 to 1976 code for a protein of 424 amino acids. The transcript is spliced from 4 exons. Lineage: Eukaryota; Metazoa; Arthropoda; Insecta; Hemiptera; Aphididae. The record is from RefSeq and is a predicted model, not a curated record.
GCUCACCAAUCGAUUAGGAAUUGUAUCUAAUUGCUAUUUUAAAGAAUUGUAUUAUGAAGUAUUAUAAGUUCUAUUCUUAAUUGUAAAUACUAAAUAGUCUUACGUACAAAUUCACAAAAAAUCGCUACGUUUACGAUAUCCAAGUUUUUAUAAAAAAAAUUGGCUUUUGAUCCAAAAAAUAAUUAUACGCUUGAACUUGUCAUGGGUGGUUGGAUUAUUAUUCGAAAGUCACAUCAUUUUCAAACUAAUUGUAUUGUGAAUUAACAUUUUUUUUAUUCGAAGUACUUCUCAAUUUUAUUGAUUAAAAUUGUAAAUCUGUAUAAUUUAUAAUCUAUACUGCAAUAUACCAUUUCAAGUUAUUUUUACAUACAGUCUGUGGUCUGUUCUAGGGAAUGAAUUCAGCAGUUUUGUAUCGAAAACUUAUCAUGUAUUUUUUUUCUGAAACGCUCUUCCGUGAUUAUAUUAUACAUAAUACCUUUGUAUUAAUUAAAACUUACAAAAACUAUUGAUUAUGAGUAAGUUGAAUAUGUAUUUCGUGUUGUAAACAAUGUUUAAAGGUCAUAAAAUACAACUCUAUACAACUAACCGCAAUAUCGACAGAAAUCUAAUAUUGUUCCAAAUCACUUAUUCGACAUUUUAUACGGUUAAAUACGUCGGGAUGAAGACUUCACAAGCAGUUCAGUAGAGAUCCCGGCAGCAAAAUGAAGUUCUUUAUUUCCCUGUUCGUGUUCGCUGUUUCAGUAGCAGCAAUCAACGCUAUUUGCUUGCACUGCAGUAACCACACUGGCAAUUACCAAGAAAUCAAAUACGAAGAUCUGAAAACUUUAGAAAAUCAAGAAGAUCAAAAUAACAACGAAUCCAUUGAUGUUGCCCAACAAAUCAGAAUUAUUCUGAAAGCUAGUCAAAAGUAUCAAUUAUACGUUGAACAAGCCAAAAGGAACCUCAAAUUCUCAGACCCAAUGAGCUUGAUCGAUGCUACUGAGUUCUUGAACAACGGCGAAAUCGAAUAUAGAAACACCAAAAUUCAAGGUUUGGGAAAUGCAAUUUUGAAUGAAGUCAACGUGGACAAAAUCGGAGAAAACAUGUUUUCGGUCACCGCUGUCUUGAAGAAAGCCAUUGUUGUCGGCGAUUACAAGGCUGCCACUUCUAAAAAUACUGAGUCCGGACAGUUCAUCAUCACAUUGAGAGAUAUCGAAUUCAAAGCGAAGUUCCUUCUGAACGAAUUCAUGGAAACUCGGCCAGAAAUCGACUCCAAGUCAUUGAUGUUCGGUCACCACGAGUCAACAUUCACCAACAUGGAAGUGUUGAACGAGUUGAGCGAAAACACCCAAUUCAAAAAGCCGUAUGUCUACUACUACAACUACCUCAACAAAGUGAUCAAAGGCCGUCUCGCAGAAGAGAUGACUGUCAGUUUCGCUCCCCUAAUUGCAAUGCGUCUCUCACAAGAGCUGAAACCUACUGUCUUAUUCCCAACCCAAUCCAUGGCUGUCCCAAAAACCAACGCUUACAUUGCUCCAGGAGUACAAGCCAAGAUUUACAACACUAUGUUAAACGACUUGAGCGGCACUAACAAAAUCCAAAAGCUGGUCAACUACACCGUCAACAAUGAUCAAACUGAAAUGCUCUUCUGUUUCACAUCGUUUGACCUGAGGGGCAACAACGAAUGGGCUUUGGAAUACAACACCGGAAACAUGUACAAUGGCAAGGCUUCGUUUGCCAUAGAAAACCUUCAAACCAUGAUCGUAGUCACUAAACCUAACGGACAAGGGGAGAUUACCAAGAAAUUCUCAAAGACCACCGUCAAUGGGCUCACAGUGAUGUUGAAUAACGAUAACAACUGCGAAACCAUCAGGAAUUUCGCCCAUCAGCGUAUCCCGAAAGUCUUGGAAAACAGCUUGCAGACAUUCAUCGACGAGCAUACCGAGAUGAUAUUGAAUAACCAAUUCGCCCUUAUUGGUUUGAAAUAUAAAAACUGACUUAAUGUUAUCUUAAAUUCAUAGUAUAUUGUGUUGUAAGACACAACAGAAUAAAUGAAAA